This is a messenger RNA of Culex quinquefasciatus (southern house mosquito), 709 nucleotides long. RefSeq names its product kinase suppressor of Ras 2. The transcript has 3 exons. The record is from RefSeq and is a predicted model, not a curated record. The coding region runs from base 212 to 670 and encodes 152 amino acids. NCBI's taxonomy places the organism in Eukaryota, Metazoa, Arthropoda, Insecta, Diptera, Culicidae.
CAAAUCUGGACUAUUUAAAUGAUCGUGCAUAGAAAAAUAUUGAUUUUUACGCUAAAGAACGGAUUAAAAAGCAGGAAUUUUGAACAUAUUCUGUAAUAUCUCGUGAGUGUGAAAAUGAAAUCUAAAAAGUACUCUGACCUGCCCCGAGAUGUCCAAUUGAAGGAAUACGAAAAUUGAUUUGUUGCUUAGUUUGAUUUAUUUUCAUUUAACUAUGGCCGAGGCCAAAUCUGACCAAUACUUGAACAAUGAGUGUGAAGUCAACAUACGAAGGGGUCUCGACGUGAUCCAGAGCAUGAUAGACAUCUCCGCCGAUCGGCUGGAGGGGUUAAGGACGACAUGCAAUACACAUACUGAACUCACCCAGCAAGAGAUAAGAACCCUCGAGACCAAGCUGGUGAAAAUGUUCUCCGAACUGCUGAUAACAAAAGCCAAGCUACCGGAACGACUGCCCAGCAAAGGACUUCCGGCCACCGGAAACGAGCUCAGACAGUGGCUUCGUGUAGUAGGUGACCAUCAUCAACACAUUCCCGGAACGGUUCACUGGGUCUUCGGGACGAACCAACAGAGAGUUCCGAGGAUAGAAAUAAUCCCUCGCCAACUUCUGCGGUCAAUCGGCUCUCAGUCAGCUUCACCAGUUCCGGAAAGGAAGAUUUCAGGACCUGUAAAUUAAUUCUCAAUAAAGUUGUUCUAAAGAUUCGUCCACUAACUC